Bufo gargarizans (Asiatic toad) is the source of this 1596-nucleotide messenger RNA. Its product is annotated as transcription factor HES-5-like. Gene Ontology annotation, molecular function: DNA-binding transcription factor activity, RNA polymerase II-specific; protein dimerization activity; RNA polymerase II cis-regulatory region sequence-specific DNA binding. The record is from RefSeq and is a predicted model, not a curated record. Gene Ontology annotation, biological process: anterior/posterior pattern specification; regulation of neurogenesis; regulation of transcription by RNA polymerase II. Lineage: Eukaryota; Metazoa; Chordata; Amphibia; Anura; Bufonidae. The transcript is spliced from 4 exons. Gene Ontology annotation, cellular component: nucleus. The coding region runs from base 137 to 589 and encodes 150 amino acids.
CAGGGAAUGACUCCACUGAACAUACAGACGCGAUCCCAGAGACGAGGCGGCUGACAGAAGUUGUUCAGACUGUAUGGAGAAUAUGGUGAGAUCUACAUCUGAGAAGACGUCACCUGGGAGGCCCUGGAUGUGACAGAUGAGGAAGCCAGUAGUGGAAAAGAUGAGGCGGGACCGCAUUAACAGCAGCAUCAACCAACUACGUAAACUUUUAGAGCAAGAAUUCCAGCUUCUCCAGCCCGACUCCAAGCCAGAGAAGGCUGAUGUCCUGGAAACCGCCGUUCAGUUCCUUAGACAGCAACAGAUCUGCAACCACCAGGGAAUGAAAUCAGUUCAUAGAACAGAUCACCAGCAAUACAGACACGGCUACUCCAAGUGCCUUCAUGAAGCCCUCUCCUAUCUAUCAGCCCAUCACACAGGGCAGGAGACUCAGGUUAAGUUACUGAAUCACUUUCACCAACUGGAGAGCCAACCAAGAAAUCUCAGCUGCCUCAUGUCACCUCCUAAAUCCAUCUCUGAGCGGGCAAAUCAACAGGAACAGCCUCUCAUCGCCAAUACCAAGUACUUGUGGAGACCCUGGCAGAAGAUCUGAUUGGCUUUUAAGAUCCUUGUCACAUUGAUAAGUGGCUGGGAUCUUCAAGAGGUCUUCAAGAGACUACUGUGAUCACAAGUGUCCCCUUGUAUUUUCUAUUCGAGGAUAAUAUGGUCUGCUUCAUAAUGAAGAAUGAAUUAUGCACUUAGAUCAGAGAUCUCCAACCUACAGCCUUCCGGCUGUUCAAAAACUACAACUCUUAGCAGGUCCUGGCAGCCGACAAUAGACAGAGAUGUAGCUUUGAAACAGCUGGAGAGCCACUGUUUGGAGGCUACUGACAUCAAUGAGAUAUUAAAGGGUUUAACCGAUUGGAAAUCCCUUUUAAAUAUGACCUAUUAAGACAUUAUUGGGUCCCUUUAAUAGGACCCCCUCACUUAGCCAGACCAGAAACCCACUGCAAAAUGCGGUUGUCACUUUAAUGGCUGCUGAUUACACGAAUAACUGUUAGGUUCAAUUGGCACCAUGCUUUAUUUCCCUGCUUUGGCAAAAGACAUCUCAGCAUGGGCAGGGCUAGCAAUGUGUAGUGGACCUGCCCAUGUUGACCUAUGAACUAUUUGAAGUGGGACCAAAUUAAUUAAAGGGGUAUUCAAUGUGAGCAACGCCUUUAAAGGGAUUUUUGAGAAUUCUUAUAAUACCUGGCCCACCUCCACAAACCUCUCCAAUAAUUUGGCAUGAAUUGGACUGUGUAUAGCGGAGAUAACAAGUGCUUCCACCAUAAUCUAAAAUGUAAUUAAUACAAUAUGUGCUGUAUUAUUGAAUGACAUAGACAUGUUGGCUGUGUACCGAAAUAUUUCCACUAAGGAACUAGAAGCGAUCUAUAUAUAUCCUUCUUUGUUGCCUAUGGCAACAGUUUAAUUGCUACAUUCAAUGUAUCGUCAAUUGAAUUACAAUGUGUUUAUUUUUUUAAACUUUGCUUAAUUUGUAAAACUUAUUAAGGGGGUAAUUGUCUGCAUUAGAUGCAUCUGGGUGUAAAUUUGUAUGUCAGAGGACAAAAAGUUCUUCAUAAA